Molecule: messenger RNA, 2563 nt
Organism: Mirounga angustirostris (Northern elephant seal)
Lineage: Eukaryota; Metazoa; Chordata; Mammalia; Carnivora; Phocidae
Gene: METTL24
Product: methyltransferase like 24
Exons: 5
Coding region: 45-1145 (366 amino acids)
Source: RefSeq, a predicted model, not a curated record
CCGCCGCCGGCCGCGGAGCGCAGCCCCGGGCCCGGCCCCCCGCCAUGGCGCGGGAGAGGCCGCCCGGGAGGGGCUGCGGCGCCCUGCGCCGGUGUGUGCUCGGCGCCGCGCUGCUGCUCGGCCUGCGGCUGUGCGCGGAGCUGCGGCCCUCCGGGCCCCGGCUCCCGGCCCGCAGCGCCCCGCCGGGCCCGGCUCCCCGGCCGCCUGGGCCGCACCUGCCGCCCGCGCCCGACCCGCCUCGCGGCGCCAGCAGGAGGCAGGUGACCUACGUGCGCAGCGGGCGCCGAGCGCCUCCGGAGGGCGGCGGGAGCGGGACGCCGGAGCCGGGCUGCUGCGUCCCGCGCGGGCGUCCCCGCCGGAAGGGUCCCCGGUGGCAUAUAGAUCUCCAGCCAUGGGCAGGUCCUGCUCAGUCCCUGGAUGAAGAAGUCUUGAGGUUCCUGAGAUACAUCAGCACCCCCCAGAUUGCAUGCAAUCACAUGAGCACAGACAGCCUCACUACUGACUCCAGCCCUGCAAAGAAGCCUUGGUCAGUCUGUCUUGAUGACAGGUUUGGCUUAGCUCAUCAGAUCCGCAGCAAGCAAUGCCGCCUCUACUCUUUAGGGCUAGGGAGUGAUGAUACCCAAUUUGAGGUUAGCAUGGCCAACAAUGGAUGUGAGGUACAUCGUUUUGAUCCUAGUGUGAAGUCGGCUCAUAUUCUGGAGAGUCAGCGCCUCUGGUAUCACCGCUUGUCUAUCGACUGGCGGGACCCGCAUCCAGCUGUGGCUGCCCAAAAACCGCAUAGCAACACCAGAAAACUGGGCACCAUUUUGAAUGAAUUUGGGCAUCACAAGAUUGAUGUUCUCAAAGCAGAUCUGGAGAGUGCAGAAUGGAAAGUUUUAGAAAAUCUUAUUCUGGAAGAUGUCCUGGAACAAAUUGGACAGCUCACCUUUGAGAUUCAUCUCCACUGGCCCGGGUUUGAGGUCAGUGGUGGGGACAGCAGUGUCGUGCGAUUCUGGUACAGCCUCCUCAAAGAGUUAGAACUAAAGGGUUUCAGGCUUUUUCAUAGUUACAGAGAUUUAUCUAAACCCCAGCUGUUCCUGAAGAAAGACAUUUUCAAUGCAAGUAGCUGUUACACUCUGAGUUGGGUGAAUACAAGAUGGACCUAGGAUGCAGGACCUCAUGGAGAACUCCGGGAAAUAACUUCAGAAUGAGGCGUGUCCUUGUCCAGUCUCCUCCCGCGAGCCUGUUAGCUGCUCCGGGCGGGGGUGGGGUGGGGUGGGGUGGGGUUGUGUUAUCGCCUUUGUAGUGCACGUAGCCCGGCACCUACCCUGUGGUAGGGACACGGUUAAGACCUGUGGAUGGGAUGGACACCGGAGUGCCACAGGAGUCCAUCUCCAUCUGCCCAAAGCCUGGGCCUUUCUCCUGUUUGCCUCCGACAGAGCGGGGAUGCUUGUCCUUCUUCGUUUUAACUGGGAAGAUAACCCUCCACUUAUCUGUGUUCCCUAAAAUUCAUUAUGCAUCUAAAAUCUAUGAAUUCACCAACAUGAGGAAGAAAUUACCUAACAUUUCCAUUUUUACUGAGUUGAUGAGAUUCUUAAGUUUGUAGCUUACUGUUUAAAAGAGGGCCUUUCCUUUGACUGUCACUCCCCUCUUUCAGGGUUUUUCUUGUUCACCUGGUCAAUGACAUUCUUUAGGACCUUGUAGAUUUCAGUCAUUCCUCCUCAGCCUUUGCUGAGGCCAUGCUGUGGCUUUAUAAUCACCCCUGGUUCUGGUUUCUGGGGACUCAGACGCACCAAAUUCUGUCACCGAGCUUAAAAGCCUAGACUAUGCAGAACCUCAACUCAGGAUUCUUUUCAGACUCAGCCUUAAAUCCCCUUCUGUUCCUAUGAAACCAAGCACAAAGCAGAAUCUGGGUGUCUUUGCUGUUGCCUCCACUGACUUCAGACCUGACUUCCCAACCACAGCCUUGCCUAUCCUGUCAAAUUUUUUUUUUUUUGAUACAUUAUGUCAAGGAUUAAGUGAGUUUUUCUCUACUGCCAGUUGGCAUUUGUUAGAAGACCAUGGCCUGAGAGCCAAAGUCUGUCUCUUUCCUGGGAUGCUUACAUAGUGUUUUAGUAACACCAAUCCUUUCUGUAUUUUUAGAAAUUAAACAGAAAAUGUAGGUUCUCAGUAGUUCAAAUGAUCUCCAUCAUUUUUAUUUAUAGGAUUAGAUAUUUACCCCCACAAAUGAUUUUCAAAAAUUCUAUUUCAAAUAAGUCAAUUGAAUAGCAUAAAAACAAACCAAGUUAUUACCUUAUUAUAAAUUAAGUAUAUUUUCUGGCAUUUUUUACAUCAUGAGAGAGCAGGAAAACUAUAUAUCCAUUGUUGGUUCAAGAAAUUUGGGGAGAGAGUAGAAUGCUGGUUGCUACUAGACUUUAUCCCUUCUUCCUGUUUUUUACCUCCUUCUACCCCAGAUGUUCCCUGGGCUGGCUUUUUGUUUCUUGCAGUGGUUUGAAAAUACCAUGCCAUCAAGUGAGAAACCAAAAUAUAGGAGAGUUAGAUGAUCUUAUUCACUUCAGUUCAAAAGGGAACAAGACUUUCUGAA